This is a messenger RNA of Engraulis encrasicolus (European anchovy), 4413 nucleotides long. Its product is annotated as palmdelphin-like. Bases 102 to 2096 code for a protein of 664 amino acids. Gene Ontology annotation, biological process: regulation of cell shape. Gene Ontology annotation, cellular component: cytoplasm; membrane. The transcript has 8 exons. NCBI's taxonomy places the organism in Eukaryota, Metazoa, Chordata, Actinopteri, Clupeiformes, Engraulidae. The record is from RefSeq and is a predicted model, not a curated record.
CCCCGUCGUAACCCCCCACGCUAAAUCUGACAUGUGAUGCGCGGGGCGAGGCAUGCUAGCCAUUCAAGCUAUUCCGUUCCGGCAGGUUUAUAGUUGUCCCUAUGCUGUGUCCAAGCUUGCUUGCACAAGGAGCACCCGGCCCACCGCUAUAUAAUUUAAGAUCAGUCGAGUCCACCCUAAACUUGAAUCACACACACAGAGAUACAGACAGGGUCACAAACACAAAUACACAUACAGACACGUGUCGUGUUUGUGAUGUCGAUCAAAGAGGUCAUGACACAUCAUCCAGUUGCGACCCCUCUCUCUCUCUCUCUCUCUCUCUCUGUCUCUCCCUCUCUCUCUCUCUCUGCUCCCCUCUCCCUUCUUUCCUCUCCCUUCACAGCUUUCACCACUCUGAGAGUAACUCAUUCUGUGUUCCCAUCUCUUGCAGGGUCAGCAUGGAAGAAGCCGACCUGUUGAAGGAGAGACUGCAGGCCAUAACGGACAAAAGGCGGGUCCAGGAGGAUAUUGCCCAGAAGAGAAGGCAAAUUGAAGAGGAGAAGUUAAAACUUCAGUAUCUGAAGAAAAAGGCGCUGCGGGAGCAAUGGCUGAUGGACGGUCUGAGUGGCCAAUCGGAGGAGGAGCAGGAGGCCAUGAGGACUCAGGCCCAGGAUGACCAGCAGCAGACCACGCUCCUGCAGACCAACAUCACCAGGAUAGAGGAGGAGAUCGAGGCCCUGGAGGCAGAGGAGAUCCGGAUCUCUCAAAACGAGGGCCUCAUCCUGAAGCGGCUGAAGGAGGUGGAGAGGACCCCAGCGGACAUCAUUAAGGAAGUGAAUGCUGAAAUGCCAAAAGAGCCUGUCCAGUACAAGUACUCAACAAUUCCUGAUCUCCCAAAGAACUACAGACCUUUGCUCCAAAAGAAGAGAAGUCCAAAGCAGGAGCCUGAUGGUGACCAGAAGAGGGGCAUAAUCGCCAUGGAGAUAAGUGUGGAGCUUGACCAUCGCACGGGCCAGAGCCAGGUACUCUCCUCCAACACCAUCACCACAGACGACCUUCAGCACAAGGGCAUCAAGGUCUUCGACGACGGCAGGAAGUCAGUGUACGCCCUGAGCUCGGACGGACGCCCGCUGGAGACCAACGGCGGCGUGGAAGAACUCAGCCCCAGCGAAGUGGACGAACUGUUACGCAAGGCCACGGAGAAGAAGAAGAAGCAAAAAGAGGAGGAGAUGAAGUUGGUGGUGGUGGAGGAAGAGGAGGAUGAAGAAAAAGAGAACACCCCCAUCCCUACAGAUGUCCAGUACCACGAGCCGGUUUACUCAAGCCCCUACCACAGUCGGUCCAACACCCCCAGGAGAUCCGACCGGGACCAGAACAGCCCAGCGCCCAACGGGCUCUGGACGCCCCACACGCACACCCCGAGCCCCCUCCCUGCAGACAGGGAGGCCACACCGAGCCCGCAUCCAGCAGCCACACACAUUCCAGACCCCCGAAGCUGCAUGCUCUCGCCAGGCAAACUGUCUCCAUACUCGACCCCGAGGAAUGGCCAGAUGAAUGGCAGUGGAGGGGCGCAGAGGGUGACAGACGGGAACAGACUCAGCCCAGCGUGGAACCCCAUACCCAUGGAACACCCUGAGGAGAUCCAAUGUGGUCUCGAUUCCGAACUGGAGCUGGGCAGGUCUCCUCCGUCCCCUCUGUGCCCCACAAUGGAGGAGGACACAAGGAUCAGCGUCCUGGACGCGCUCCCUUGCGAGCCGUCCGAGCCAAUCACCAUGAUCUUCAUGGGCUACCAGACGGCGCAGGAGGAAGAGGAGGAAGAUGAGGGCUACCAGGCGGAACUGAUCGUCAUUGCGGACGAUGAUGAAGACGAUCGCGCUGAGGUGGAGGAAGAGGAACUGGAGAAAGAGGACUACAGCCACGAUCCCCAGCUGUCAUACCACCCAGAGGGUUACCACAGCAAAGUCUUCUCCCCCAGCAAGGCUAACGUCCACCGCUCGGAGGUUAAGCCCAGUGGACUCCACGAGCGAUCCCGACAACGGGGUGCUAUCCCUAGGAUGGAGGACCCCACGGCAGCAGCACUGAGGCUGAAACUGGCUCAGCUAGGCAAGCAAGCAUGAGAGUGGGAGACUACUCUAGGACUCCAGCCUAUGCAGUACACUACCCUGCCAUAGAUGGAGGACGUGCUCCAUCAAGAAGAUGGGGGUGAAAGACACACAAAAGGGAAAUGCAACAUAGCUUGAGUGUCUUCCUUUCCUCUACUCUCAAGCAAGGAUGUGACUGGAAAAAAAGACUGCUAAAGGCUUAAAACAAAAAGCACAUUUUGUGGGGGGAAAAAAAGUCUUUUUGCUGCAUAAAGCUCUUUUCUCUGAUUGAACGUGGAGGAAUGUACAGUACAUACUAUGUAUUAGAGUGGUACAGUAUGUGAGUGUGUUGAAAUGCUAUUUCUUCUCCUUUCCAUGUGCAGGUAUUUCACAUGCUUUACAGAAUUGCGAUGAUUAUACUGUUGUUUGAAAUGCUUGAGUGAGUGGGUGCCAAUCAUCAGUAACUGCCAGCGUUUGACGAUCAUGCUUUUCAAAAUAAAUUGCAGAGUGCUACUUGCGCUUCGUCCCUUUGGCUAUAUAUUGCUUCAGAUAUUGAUUAAAAAUAGCUUUCAAAGGCAUUCUGGUUAUUUUUAAUGUCAUUCCCAGUAUACCAUAAAAAAUUCUGAAAGACAUUGCCUGUUAAGAUUUUCAUCCAACCUGGUCACGUUGGUUGAGUGUCUGUGCACCUGUACCUUCAACAAUUCUGAAGGAUUUUUGCAUUACAAAUUGUGUCUCAAAUAGAGGUGAUCAAAGUAGAAGUACAUUCAUGAUGUAAACCUAUGAUAAUACAUAGCUGUUACACGUGUACGUAAUGAGUUUUUACUUUUCUUUCACUUCUGCAUAAUACACCUUUGUUUCUCACGGCUGUUGCAGGGAUAUUGUCCACAGUUCUGAAGUAUUUGGGCAUUACUAUUCAUGAUUCAGGUUGUGCUUUUCGUGGGCUAAAGUGUGUCACCAAACCACCAGCAUACUUCACUGCAGUCAUAUCACAUCACAUCCCAUAUGGGCUCAGCAAGACAUCCUGUGUGUGUGUGUGUGUGUGUGUGUGUGUGUGUGUGUGUGUGUGUGUGUGUGUGUGUGUGUUAGAAGCCAACAAAGGUGUGUAUCAGUGUGUGUGUGUGUGUGUGUGUGUGUUAGAUAGAGCACCAGGCAGACUGACUCAGCUGCGAUUGGUUGUCUCUCGGCACAUUCAGUGAGAGUUGCAGUCUCUGUGGCUACAGCCAGCCAGGCAGCCAGAUAGAGAGAGAGGAGAGUGCAGCAGCUCAUCUCUGCUAUCGCAAGCUUCAUACUCUUUCUCUCACGCACACUUUUAACACACUCACACACACACUCUCUCUCCGUCACACACUUGUAUACGCAUUUGCUCUUCGCCAGAGGUGUUGUGAGGUAAGCCUGCUUUGCAAAUGUCGAUCAUUUUCCAAGUUUCUAAGUAUUUUGCUUACCAUUCAAUAGAUCAAUGCAAGAUGAAUUUCUAUUUAAAAGAUCAAUAGAUUAGAUAACUUGCACAUGGAUCUGUUAUUGUUUUGUUGACAAAUUCAGUGGCACGGUGGGUCUGGUGUUGGACCGUAGGGAUAUGUUGUUUUGGAUAAAGUUUGUGGAUGGCAACGGGUCUCGAUAAAUGUGUUGUUUUUGAACCUUGCAAACACAAAAGGAGACGCAUUGAGAGAUUAUUUAUUGAAGAAGUUGUGUCUGCCCUGAAACUAUGAAUUCACAGAAGGUUGUGCGAUAGUGAUUUUUGUUUCAACUACGUAUUCUCCAUUCUAUACUAUUGGGUGCAUAUUAAUCAUGCCUUGGAAGCAUGGGUGCAGUGCCUGUCAUCCACACAGUUUUUUUUUUCACACUUCACAUUUUUGUGCUGAACAUGGGCGAAUAAGUAGGAAGUAAGUUGCACUAGCUUACAUCAGAUGACAGAAAAAAAUUAUUUGCUGAUGCGAGGGGGGGGAAUCUAUGCUUUCCCAUGCCUGCUGCUACGCAGUUGGAUAAACAGAAUUAAAGUGUACAGUAUACUGUAAGUAAGCGCCUACACAGUAAUUGUUAUUGCCGUGUUUAUUUGUGACAAAAACAAAAAAUACACAUACCUAUUUAGGCCUUUCUAUCAGUGAUACAGUAUGGGAUUCAAUCAAAUAUCCCAUUCGGAUGAGGAGGGAACUGAGGACAAUUCUGUGGCGGUGUGCACAUGGGAUAUUUGAGGUUAGGAAGUCACUGUGAUGCAGAUUAGGCAUCCUCUGUCCUCACCACUCAUCCAGAGAGAAACAAAGAAAGAGAAGGGGGGAGAGAGAGAGGAAAAGAAAGGGAAAUGGACACAGACAGAAACAGAGAGAGUGUGUAGGCAAGGACAUGUAUGUAUACAGUA